AUGCUUGCUGCGCAGCAACAGCAGCCGGUCCAGCAUGUCUCAGCUGUACCUGAAAGUCUCCUGCAGCUCAUUCGUGAGAAGGCCAGCCACUGGGCCCGCGCGCUGCAGCUCUUCCACGGGCUGGAGGGGCUGAAGCUGCAGCCGGACUUGAUCUCAUGCAACACCGCGAUCCACGUUUGCGCGCGAGGCGAAGCGUGGCAAGCGGCUUUGCAGCUUCUGAAUUCGCAGGAGGCUGACGUGAUCAGCUUCAGCGCCUGCAUCUCGGUCCUUGGCAAAGCCGGGCGCUGGCAGCAGGCCAUGCUGGUGCUCCGGACCAUGAUCGUAAGGCCAAACUCUGUGACGUACCUGAACACCAUCACUGCCUGUGAGCGAGCGGCACGUUGGCAGCAGGCCCUGGCCUUGCUGCCGGACGAGGACGGGGAGGCUUGCUGCAAUGCGGCUCUGGCAGCUUGCCCCUGGCACCAGGGCGUGCGACUGCUGGGCUCCAUGCGCAGCGUCAGGACGGACCUGAGCCGCAUCUCGAGCAGGGCCCUCAUCAGCUCUUGCGCGCAGGGCAUGCAGUGGGGGCAUGCCUUGCACACAAUGAGAUCCCUCCACCUUCACAGAGUUUCACCGGACGUCAGCGCCUGCAGCGCGGCCAUCUCGGCCUGCGAAACGUGCGCUGCCACCCAGCAAGGCGUGCAUUUGCUGCGGGAGAUGCAUGGAGCCCGGCUUGGGGACGGCGUUCCGGCGCUCAGGGCUCUGGCGCGCUUGGGCCAAGAGGAUGUGACCCUCUGCCGCGGUGCUCUCCGUGCGGCACAGCGACAGCUGCCAAGCCUGCGGCCCCAUGAGCUGGCGCAGCUGGCCUGGUCCGCUGCCACGCUGGGUAUCGCCAGUGUGGGGUUUUGGCAGCAGCUGUCCAAGCAAGCGGUGAUGCAGAUGAGGCGCUGCAACAUAGAGGAGCUGCGCCACCUGAUCUGGGCCUUCGCUUCCGCUCGAAUGGCCAACGAUCCGCUUCCACAAAUUUCGGCGGAGGUGCUGCGGCGACUGAAAGCGGGCAUAGCGCCGGAGGGCGCGCGGCGGAAAGCCUUUGAGGACGACCUCCUGACAAUCCUGUGGGCGCUGAACUUUGCAGGGCUUCCUCUUGCCGCGCUGCGGGCGGCGACCGAGCGGCUUCUGCGGGCCUCAAAGAGGGUGACGCCCCAGCCGACUCACCAUGUGCAAGACGAAGCUGGUCUGGAGCCCAAGGUGGUGCUGGAGUUGGAAGAUCGAAUGGUUCUCUACAAGCCGCCCGGCUGGGAGGUCUGUGGGCAGCUGCCGCGGCAGCUGACAGAGGUGGUGACCCCGGCCCUUGGUAAGGACUGCGACUAUGGAUUUCUGCAUCGCAUCGACGUGCCCUGCUCUGGGCUGAUCCUUUUCGCCAAGAGCGCCUUCGCCUACUACGACUUGCAGGUCCAGCUGCGAGUGGGCGACAUUUCCAGGGACUACCUCGUGCUGUGUCACGGAUGGCUUCCCCGGAGCCGCGCCAUCUCCGCCCACGUGUCCUGGCAAGGAGAUGGCCCCACGCGCUCUGGCCGCGUGGGCAAGCCCUCCAGGACCCACUUCAAGGUGGCCGCACACCUCCAUUGGCUCUUCGUGGCAACCCUGGUGGCGGCCCGGAUCGCCACGGGGAGGCGGCACCAGAUCCGCAGCCACGGAGCGUUUUUGGGGCACCCCGUGGUGCGGGACGAGAAGUCCACCGCCUUGGGUACUCAGCUGCUGGACUUCCGCUUGUGCGACCGCAUCUUCCUUCACCGCUACCGCCUGGCCUUCAAAAGCCUGCAGCGCCAAAACGUCCAGGCGAGGUGCCACGGACCCACUGCCACCGGACCUGGCCAGAGCGCUCGCCUGCUUCGCCACCUGCCGGGGAUCAAAAGGAUUUGA
Messenger RNA from Effrenium voratum, 1902 nucleotides. The record is from the annotation of a GenBank genome assembly. NCBI's taxonomy places the organism in Eukaryota, Dinophyceae, Suessiales, Symbiodiniaceae.